ACAGGGAGACGACCUUGCAGUCAUGGCUGCCGCCUCCCGCUCCCGGGUCGCGCACUUGCUGAGGCUACUGCAACGCGCAGCAUGCCAGUGCCCAACUCAUUCUCAUACUUAUUCCCAAGCUCCUGGGCUUUCACCUUCAGGAAAAACAACAGAUUAUGCCUUUGAGAUGGCUGUUUCAAAUAUUAGAUAUGGAGCAGGAGUUACAAAGGAAGUGGGAAUGGACCUACAAAACAUGGGUGCUAAAAAUGUUUGUAUGAUGACAGACAAGAAUCUCUCCCAACUCCCUCCUGCACAAAUAGUUAUGGACUCCCUAGUGAAGAAUGGUAUAAACUUUAAGGUUUAUGAUAAUGUGAGGGUGGAACCAACUGAUAGAAGCUUCAUGGAAGCUAUUGAGUUUGCCAAAAAGGGAGCUUUUGAUGCCUAUGUUGCUGUGGGUGGUGGCUCCACCAUGGACACCUGUAAAGCCGCUAAUCUGUAUGCAUCCAACCCUCACUCUGAUAUCCUAGAUUUCGUCAGUGCCCCCAUUGGGAAGGGAAAACCUGUGUCUGUGCCUCUUAAGCCUCUGAUUGCAGUCCCAACUACUUCAGGAACUGGAAGUGAAACUACUGGAGUUGCCAUUUUUGACUAUGAGCCCUUGAAAGUAAAAAUUGGCAUUGGUUCCCGAGCCAUCAAACCCACACUGGGACUUAUUGACCCUCUGCACACCCUGCAUAUGCCUGACCGGGUAGUCGCCAACAGUGGCUUUGAUGUGCUUUGCCACGCCCUGGAGUCCUACACUGCCCUUCCCUACCACAUGCGGAGCCCCUGCCCUUCAAACCCCAUCUCUCGGCCAGCCUACCAGGGCAGCAAUCCCAUCAGUGACAUCUGGGCCGUCCAUGCCCUGCGAGUCGUCGCUAAGUAUCUGAAAAGGGCUGUCAGAAAUCCUGAUGAUCUUGAAGCAAGGUCCAGCAUGCACUUGGCAAGUGCUUUUGCUGGCAUUGGCUUUGGAAACGCUGGUGUUCACCUGUGCCAUGGAAUGUCUUACCCAAUUUCAGGCUUAGUGAAGACAUAUAAAGCAAAGGAUUAUAAUGUGGAUCACCCACUGGUGCCUCAUGGCCUGUCUGUGGUGCUCACCUCCCCAGCUGUGUUCACUUUCACGGCACAGAUGUUUCCUGAGCGGCACCUGGAGACCGCAGAAAUAUUGGGAGCUGACACCCGCACUGCCAGGACCGCAGAUGCUGGGCCUGUUUUAGCAGACACACUCCGGAAACUCUUAUUCGAUCUCGAUGUGGAUGAUGGCCUAGCUGCCAUUGGUUACUCCAAGGUCGAUAUCCCUGCAUUAGUGAAAGGAACGCUGCCCCAGGAAAGGGUCACCAAGCUUGCACCACGCCCUCAGUCGGAAGAGGAUCUAUCUGCCUUAUUUGAAGCUUCAAUGAAACUGUAUUAAUUUUCAUUUUCACCAAAAGAAUUACCAUUGGCUAUCAUGGUUUUGAAAUCAGAAGCUGGUCUAGCCAGAGCUUUGUCUCUUCAUCUCCACACAUAACUUAUCUGUUACCAGUUUAAAUGUGAUAAUAAAUUUAUCCUGCAGAAGAUUCCAUGAUGCUCAAAGUCAAGCUACUUACAUAAUACAGGUUAGACAAGUGCCCACAGUGUUGGACCCUGGUUUGUGUUCCUGCCCUAAACCCUGCAGAUGGCCCCUGCUUCCUCUAUCAAAUGGGUAAAAACUCAGUAUCUAUCCAAAAUGUUAAUGUACAUACCCUAUGCCCAGUAAUCCAUGUCUAGAAAUUCAUACUAUAGAAGUACUCACAUGAGUGUGUAAAGAAAUACAGCAAAGAUGUUUCUGGCAGCACUUUUUCUAAUAAAAUUUGAAAGAACCUAAAUAUUCAUUAAUAAUAUAUUGAUAAAUAAAUUACAGUAUAUUAAAUAAUGGAAUGCCAUUGUGCUAUUAAUAAGAAUGAGGUAAAACUAUUGAAAAUAUGUUUGUGAUAUACUGCCAAGUUGGAGAAAAGUAAGUUACAGAACAAUUAUAUAUUAGUAUGGUAUGAUUUUUAUGUUUUUAAUUAUAAAUAAAUAGAUGUCUACAUGUACAUAGAAAAGAAGGAUACAGUCAAAAUAUUAAAAAUUAUCACUGCAGAAAUGGAAUUUAGGGGAUAGAGAAUUAAGAGGUAAUAUUCACUUUAUAUUUUAUAUUUUCACUUUUUAUUUUAUGAACAUCUAUAUUGUUUGGAUCUGUUGCAAUAGCAUAAGUCUUCUCAUUUUAAAGGGGGGAAGAAAAGAAAUAAAAAUAUCACUUUACUGUUUUAGGUCAGAUUUAUCUUCUUUUAUAAAAAUACUAGUAACAUAUUUAAAAGGUAAAAACAAAUACAAAGGGGUAUAAUAUUAGCGAUCUAUCCUCUGGCAAAUAAAUUGUUCUUUUGAGAAAAAAA
This is a messenger RNA of Pteronotus mesoamericanus, 2405 nucleotides long. RefSeq names its product alcohol dehydrogenase iron containing 1 (gene ADHFE1). The transcript has 14 exons. Gene Ontology annotation, cellular component: mitochondrion. The record is from RefSeq and is a predicted model, not a curated record. Gene Ontology annotation, molecular function: metal ion binding; alcohol dehydrogenase (NAD+) activity. Bases 23 to 1426 code for a protein of 467 amino acids. Lineage: Eukaryota; Metazoa; Chordata; Mammalia; Chiroptera; Mormoopidae.